AUGAUUGAUCCAACCACGACGACUACAUCCACCCGUUCAGAGAUUCGAACGGAUCCCAAUCCGCGAGGCCGUCCCCCAGCGACAUUGGCAUACCUUCAGUCCGCGCCACAAUGGCGACGACCCGUCAAUGCCUCUAUACCCAGGCUUCUCCCAGACUGUGAUAUCCUGGUUUACCCAGCCGGAAACCCCUUCGCACCCGCCUUUAUCUGCACUCUGCGUGGCCUGUUAUUCGGAAACCCUUUCCACGUCACAGUGCCCAAUGCUGAGUGGGUUGAUACGUCGACUUUGUGCUAUACUCCCUUCAACGCCGCCCUGAAAGACACCCCAAAGCUCUGUUACCACCCAAAAUACCACCUUCUCCUGUGGAGUCCCAAACCUCCACGCCUUUUUAGUCGCGAGGAGAUGGACGAGAGACAGGAAAGCGAACGCAACACGAGCAAAAAUUGGCUCUCAGUUAUUACGCAAGGAAUUACGACGUUCUACAAUGGCCAAAUUCCCGAACCUAGGUCACCCAUCAUAAUUCGACCUCGCAUCCACUUUGUCAUUCGUUCGCGUCCACUUCGCGGCUAUGGAUCUUUGAAGUCGGAUCUUGAGGGAGAUGACGAUGAUGAUGUGAAGGUAUUGGACAGACGGUCUUGA
This is a messenger RNA of Penicillium atrosanguineum, 639 nucleotides long. RefSeq lists its product as uncharacterized. NCBI's taxonomy places the organism in Eukaryota, Fungi, Ascomycota, Eurotiomycetes, Eurotiales, Aspergillaceae. The transcript has a single exon. Bases 1 to 639 code for a protein of 212 amino acids. The record is from RefSeq and is a predicted model, not a curated record.